UUCUUCAUAACCGAACAGAGCCGAUACCAAAUACAAUUAAAUAUAUAAAUACAAAAUAAUUGAGCUCCUAAUCGGGGUUACUUUUAUAAAAUAUUUAUUUAUUUAAUUUGUUUGGAAAAUAGAAAUAAAUAAUAAUUAAUAAUAAUAUGGGGAUGUCUGAAAGUAUCAAGGUUAUUGUCUCUCUCUUUCUUGUGGUGUUAUUGGCUCUUGCAGCAACCCAGACAGAGUCAAGAUACAUAAAUUAUCAUGCCCUUCAUGGAGAUCACAGUUUAAUUUGUGAUAAAGCGCACCCAAACACCUGCAAGAAGGAAGAAGCCAAUCCUUAUACUAGAGGAUGCGAGACAAUCGAUCGUUGUCGUGGUCAAUCUCUAGGCCCAAAAAUGUGAAUCGACCAAGUAGAGUACACCACCCUUGGUUAAUUUUACAAAUGAUAUCUCCAUAUUAAUAUCAGAUGAUUAAUUUCAUUCAUUAUUUAUUUAUAAUCUGUAUUGGUUUGUAACUGAUUGUUACCCUAUCAUUUAUGAUAUAAAACAAAUAUAUUUAUGUUAUCUUUUUAUUUUUGAAUAUAUGUUUAAUUUAUUCAAAAGAAAACAAACUUUUUUACCCAAGUGCCACUAAGUUUUGUAAACAAUUAUUCACAAGCUUAAACCAGCUGCGUUCUUGAACUCUCUCGUUUGAUAAAAGGAGAGACACUGAUUGCCGAACAAGUUUCUCCAAAGAUUUGGCAAGAGAUGUCACUGUCGUAAGAGCUGCUCCUUGUCUUCUAUCGUUACGUUCUUUCCAUAGUACAUGAACUGAAGCUUGUAAUACAUACCGUGUGAGAAAACGUUGGAGAAAACUGUGUCUUUUAUCUAAGGAACAUAAUCCUCCUGUUUUCUGAUAUUCUCCCAUGUUCUUUUAGUACUGAAAACUGGUUUGUAUAUUUCCUCCUUGUAUUUCCAGUGAGAUUGAUCCUCCACAACUGAAAUUUAUCCCUUUAAGCAUCUAUAAGUGUUUCCACCUCAUUAAAAGGAUCAACUCGAUGCCUUCGUCUUCUUCGAUUAGCAACAGCCUUUGCGACAGUGAAUUUUAAAAGAAUUCCUAUGUAAAGCUAUUCCCGCGCCAUUGGAAUUUAAAGAAUUUGGAUAUAGUUUAAUUGUUGAUUUUAAAUGAUAUCUCAAUUAUUUGGGCGAUUGUAACUAUUUAUUGUUGUUUUGAAUAUUUUUAUAUAUAUAUAUAUUAAAAUAUUAUUUAUUUAUUUUAAAAUUAGUUAAAUAAAAACUUAUACCCCCAGUUAAAUAAAAAACUAGCUCUACCACUGAUUGAACCUUGCAAGCCAGAUAUGUGUUGGAUCUUUUUCCGGAUAUAGCUUCUAUCUGAACAUCAGUCAUGUCAUCUUUCUCAUCGUUAGGGGUAUAUUUAGAAAGAGAAAAAUGAAAUAUAGGGCUUGGACCCCCAUUUUUAAAGGCCCACUUUUAAAAGGUUAUGUAGUUAAUUUUUUUAAAAACAUUUUACCAUUUCAUGUAAAGGAAAGAAGUGCAAACCAAAAAUGAAAAAAUGAUAAUAAUAAUAAAACAUAACUAAAGUAGGAGCUACAAUUAACAUAAAAAAGAAAAAAUAUUAUAUUUACAUAGACUUUUUAACUUUGUCUUUUCCUCUUUCUCCAUGACUCUUAAGCUUUUUCUCGUCUGUAAUAUUUGGGUUAGGCAUGGGCAUUCGAGGUCCCAAUCGGGUUUCGGUUUUGUCCAAUCAGGUCUCGGGUUUUCGGGUUUAUCAAAAUCAGUCUCAUUUGGGUUAUACAAAAAUUCGGUUCGGGACCGGUUCGGGUUCUUUGGGGUUCGGGUCGGGGUUAGUAAAUCUUCAAAGAACCGGUACAACCCGUUGUACUUUCGGGUUCGAGUCCCAAUCGGUUCUUUGGUUUAAAAGUACAUAAUUUGUAUUUACUUUGUAAUCAAAACAUAAGUAAAAUCAGUUCUUCGGUUUUAAAAUACAUGAUUUAUAUCUAUUUUGUAACCAAAACAUAAGUUAAAUCGAUUCAAAAAUAAGAAAAGAACAUCAAACGCGAUCAUUCAAAAUUAAACGAAAGGUAAUGAUAGAAAGAAAACCAAAUAAAAUAAAGCAUAAAACAAAAACUAAGUUCUCAUGAAAUGAAAAAUAUUAUUCAAUGAAAACAAAACCAAAAUCUAAAAACUUCAAGCUUCAACCACCAACUUCAACCAUCAACAUUAAUGUAAUAGAUAAUUACUUUAGAUGUUCAAUAAUUUCUUAGUGUGUUCUGAAUACAUAUUAGGAAUUAAGAUCAUGUUUGAUACAAGCUAUUUUGGGAGAUUUUGAAUUUUUUGGGUUCUAUCGAGUAUCCAUAUAGGUUCAGGUUCGGUUCGGAUAACACUCAUAACCCAAAAUACCACAAAACAAGAUCCAAUCGGUAUUUACGUCGUGUCGGAUCGGUUCGGAUUCAUUUUUAUCGAAUCGGGUUCGAUUUAUUUGCCCAGCUCUAAUUUGGGUAGGCCCCCAUUUUUUCUUGCUUAUGGCCUCAUUUAUUGCCGAGAUCCCCCUACUCACCGCCUUCCGGAACGCCUUUAAAAGUUGUUUUGCGACCUUUAAUCUUGAACAAGGAAAGCAAAUUAUAUCUGUCAUUGCUAAAGAUCCCUUAAUUUUAAGAAAACGUCAACCAGCUGAUCUAUAUACUAAAAGUAUCUGUUUACUAAAAAUUACAUGUUUACUAAUUAAUCACCAUCCCAAAAAUAACUAUUUGAAGUACAUCCAUUAUCUUCUAUAUAAGUACCAAUAACCUCUUCUUCAAAACCAAACAGAGCCGAUACCAAAUACAAUUAAAUAUAUAAACACAAAAUAAUUGAGCUCCUAGUCGGGGUUUCUCUUAUAAACUAUUUAUUUAUUUAAUUUGUUUGGAAAAUAAAAAUAAAUAGUAUGGGGAUGUCUGAAAGUAUCAAGGUUAUUGUCUCUCUCUUUCUUGUGGUGUUAUUGGCUCUUGCAGCAACCCAGACAGAGUCAAGAUACAUAAAUUAUCAUGCCCUUCAUGGAGAUCACAGUUUGAUUUGUGAUAAAGCGCACCCAAACACCUGCAAGAAGGAAGAAGCCAAUCCUUAUACCAGAGGAUGCGAGACAAUCGAUCGUUGUCGUGGUCAAUCUCUAGGCCCAAAAAUGUGAAUCGACCAAGUAGCGUACCACCCUUGGUUAAUUUUACAAAUGAUAUCUCCAUAUUAAUAUCAGAUGAUUAAUUUCAUUCAUUAUUUAUUUAUAAUCUGUAUUGGUUUGUAACUGAUUGUUACCCUAUCAUUUAUGAUAUAAAACAAAUAUAUUUAUGUUA
This is a messenger RNA of Brassica napus (rape), 3307 nucleotides long. Its product is annotated as protein RALF-like 9. The coding region runs from base 147 to 386 and encodes 79 amino acids. The record is from RefSeq and is a predicted model, not a curated record. Lineage: Eukaryota; Viridiplantae; Streptophyta; Magnoliopsida; Brassicales; Brassicaceae. The transcript has a single exon.